AUGGAUUCAAACUUACCAAAUAAUCAUCAUCGGUCGGGCUCUGAUUUUACCAAAGUAUUUCGUGAUUUCUUCGGUCGAUCAAAGAGAAGCAAAAUUGUACAAGGAGGACGGGAAAUGAGUACCUUAUCCAAAACAUUGAUUAUACCAAAUGAAGUAACUGACACAUUGGUUAGUGUCCCUACUCGUUCACAUAGUGAAGAUUUAUGUUUAUUUUCCGAAAGUCCACAUUACAUUGUUCGAAUCGCUGGAAGUGGAAAUGUGGAUGAAUUCGAACGAAUUCUUCGUGAAGAUCCAAGUAAAUUAAAAGUAGCAAAUCCAGCUGGUCUCUGCGCCGCUCAUACAGCAGCUGCUCGAGGUCGUGUGGCAAUUCUGAGUUUAAUCGCUCAGUACAAUGGAGAUUUAAAUAUUGAAGAUAAGGAUGGUUGGACACCUUUACAUCAUGCUGUCCGAAAUAACGCAUUGAAAUCAAUUGAAUUUCUUUUGGAUAAUGGAGUUGAUGACAGUCGUUUGACGAAACAAAACGAAGCAGCAAUUCAUCUUGCUGUUUUACAUAAUCAAUUGAAAGCUCUUGAAUUUCUCUUAUCCAAACGACCGGAUCUAGUUAAUCUUGGCGGUGAACGGGGCAAAGCACCACUUCACUAUGCUGCUCUGAUCGAUAAUGUUGAAGCCGCAAAGAUCCUCACUGACAACCAUGCUCGACUUUGUCAGAAAUGUGAUGCUGGAACUUACGCUAUACAUGUCGCUGCAUUGAAUAGUAGCAAUCGUGUGUUUCAUCAUUUAUUCCAAAUAGCGAAAUCUUUGGGAUACAAAACUGAAAAUUUGUUGAAUUUUUGCGACUCGGAAAACCAUCGACCAUUACAUUCAUCCGUGAUCGGUGGGUUUCGAAGACAACCUUCAUCUAACAGUAAUCAAAUGUUUUCUUUGAAUAAUUUAGGUGGAAAUAUCGAAGCGGUUGAGAUAUGCUUGAACAGUGGAGGACGAAUUGACGAUCAACAGGAUGACUUAUCGACACCAGUUCAUCUGGCAGCUUCACAAGGUUCGAUUGAAAUCCUCAAACUAAUGUUCAAUUCUCAAGCAGAUCUAAAAUUGAAAGUGAUGCGGAUGACUGACAUUCAAGGCAUGACACCACUACACAAGGCGGCAAUGGGUGAUCAUGUUGACGUCAUCGAAUACCUACUUGAAGCGGGAGCGGAUAUCGAUGCGCGGGAUGUGUCCAAACGCACGCCACUUUUGGUUGCUGCUUUGAAAUCAUCUGUACAAGCAGUUUGUUUUCUUCUGAAACAGAACGCUUCGUUAAUCUAUCGAGAUGAUACAGAUCGAAAUCUUUUGCACUUCGCAAUUAUACAAAAUUUACCGAUUGAAACCAUUGGCAGUAUCUUGUUCACACGUGAGAACUUUCGCACGUUAUUCGAUCAACGUGAUACUGAUGGAUUCUAUCCGAUUCAUUAUGCAUCGCGAGAAGGACAAGUAAAUGUUUUGACAACAUUGAUACAGCACGGAGCAGAAAUUAACAAAAAGACAAAUCAACGACAAUCAUCGCUCCAUUUCGCUGCUGAAUAUGGUCGAUACAACACAUGCCGUCAACUAUUAGAUACUCCCGGUUUUAAACGUAUUCUCAAUGAGCCUGAUAAGUUAGGUCAAACACCAUUACAUCUUUGUUGUCAGAAUGGUCAUACACGUGUUGUUCAGUUACUCUUACACAAAGGAGCACAGUUUACAAAGAGCUACGAAGGAAAUUCGCCGCUGCACGAAGCCGCAGCUCAUGGACACGUGUCGACGAUGAACGUUAUUUUACAAGCUCAUGCUCAUUUGAUCAAUGCAACUAACCGUCUAGGCAUGACGCCAUUGCAUUUAGCUGCUGCAGCUGGCUAUGUUGAUGGUGUUGAUCUACUGAUGACGAAAUCUGCACAGUUUCUAACAAAUACCGAUGGUGAAACAUUUCUCGAUUUGGCGAUUCAGAGAAAACAAAAAGAAGUUUGUUUGACAAUCAUCGCGCAUGAUCGAUGGAAAGAAGCACUGGAUUUGGAGAGUCGAAAAUAUCAAAAACCACUACUUGGUCUGAUUGAACAUCUACCUGAAUGUGCACCGAUUCUAUUCGAUCGAUGUAUAACUGAAAGUCAUGAUGAUCGAAAGCACAAAGAAUUUCACCUUAUCUACGAUUUUCACUAUAUCAAUUGGAUGGACACGAAAAACAUCGAUGGGAAAGAAUAUCGAUAUCCCAUGUUACCAUUGAAUAUGAUGGUCAAAUUUGGUCGUACUAAUCACUUGAGUCAUCCGUUAUGCGAAACGUUACUUCGUCAAAAAUGGCUUUCAUAUGGUUUUCCAAUCUAUAUGUUAAACUUGAGUUUCUAUCUUCUAUUUCUUUCACUUCUCUCCUAUUUUGUCAUCACAUUUCCUGCGUGCAACCAUUAUGAUACACCGGAGACAAAUCAUGCGAAACAUUUCUGUACGAAUUCCAUUUUCACAUCUUUUCGUAAAACAGCAUCUUUUCCCCAAAUCAUCAGUAUUUGGUACAUCGUGUUGUAUUGUUUCCUGAAUUUUAUUCUUGAGAUUAUCCAGCUCGUUCAAGAUGGUCGAGAGUAUUUCUAUGAUAUUGAAAAUUAUGUGCAGUGGACAUUGUAUGUUACUACAAGUAUAUUCACAAUUCCAUUCCUAUUCGAUCAGUCAUGGCACUUUCAAUGGGUAGCUGGUUCUAUUAGCAUAUUCACAGCUUAUUUGGCACUCUUAUUCUUACUUGGUCGAUUCGAUAUCUAUGGAAUCUACGUAAUUAUGUUUUUAGAAAUCAUGAAAACAUUGUUGCAUGUCUUGUCAUUGUUUUCGAUUCUAAUUUUCGGUUUCGCAUUGACAUUUUGUGUCAUAAGACCGUUCACUCAAGAUCUCGAUCCGUCGAAUCCUCAGCAUCUGCUCAUGAUCGUCAUUAAAACAGUAACCAUGAUGUUAGGCGAACUGGACUUUGAACGUUCAUAUUUCGAAAACACCCACGAUCAUCAUUUCAAUAUCAUCAAUUUGAUCAUUCUCCUUCUCUUUGCUAUUAUCAUGCCAAUUCUUCUCAUGAAUCUACUUGUUGGCUUGGCCAUUGGAGAUCUCAUGCAAAUUCAACAGAAUGCGCGAUUAAAACGUCUUGCUACACAAGUUCAACUUCAUACAAAUUUGGAAAAGAAAUUACCGCAAAAAUUACUUUGCCGUUGGACUAAAAAUGAAUUUAUUGUCUUUAUGAAUAAAAGCAUCUGUAAUCGCGCUUCGAAUAUGUUUAAACAGUGGAUUUCAAAACCUUUGAAUACAAAUGAUGUUCUACAAGCAAACGACGAGUGUGGCAAUGAGAGUGCAUUGUUUAUCGAAUUUUACAAACAAAAACGAAGACAAAAGGACAUGCAACGUCAACUGGAGAAAAUUACUGAUCUUGUACGACUAAUCGUUCAAAAGAUGGAAAUUCGAACCGAGAUCGAAGGUGAUGAUCGAACAACUGGUGGCAAACAUGAAAAUUUCCUCAAAGCGCAAAAAAUUCGUCAGACGAUCAAUGUAGCACGUCGAUUCUCUCGCGUACGCUCAUCCAACGGAAGCAUUCCACACAUAUUCGAACAAUCCGAAAAAGUCUAA
Messenger RNA from Adineta ricciae, 3597 nucleotides. Lineage: Eukaryota; Metazoa; Rotifera; Eurotatoria; Adinetida; Adinetidae. The record is from the annotation of a GenBank genome assembly.